GGAUAUUCGGACGUGAAAACGCGCUGGAAUUGGAAAAGGUGUCGGUCUUUCACGUAACGGGGUUGAGAAACAUCAUUGGCGGGUGUCAACAAUAACCUCGUCUCUCUACGAGUUCACCUUCCAUUUGAACAAGACUGCUACCUGACAAGGACUUGCCCCUACAAGUGAAACCUCCUACAACACAAAUAAAGUUGACUUAAAAAUGACUACUGCUGCCCGACCCACUUUUGAGCCAGCUAGAGGAGGGAAGGGAAAAGGUGAAGGAGACCUCAGUCAACUUUCAAAACAGUAUUCAAGUCGGGACCUUCCUUCACAUACUAAAAUCAAAUACAGGCAACCAACCCAGGAUGUCCCUGAAGAGCUGCGUAGUCGUGACUUCCGCAGGGAACUGGAGGAGAGAGAACGAGUGGCAAUACGUGAGAAGAAUAGGGACCGACCACCCAGAGAACACACAACAUCAUCUUCAAAGAGGCCGCGUCUGGAUCAGAUACCUGCAGCAAACCUUGAUGCUGAUGAUCCGUUGACAGAUGAAGAAGAGGAGGAAAGUUCUGAUAGAGACAGUAGCAGUGAAGAUGAUGAUGAUGACGACACUGCUGCCCUUUUGGCUGAGCUAGAGAAAAUUAAAAAAGAACGUGCUGAAGAGCAAGCACGCAAGGAGCGUGAACAAAAAGCUGAAGAGGAACGAAUUAGAAUGGAAAAUAUUCUUAGUGGCAACCCUCUACUGAACCUCAUUGGACAGUCAAACUUCAAAGUGAAGCGGAGGUGGGACGACGACGUAGUGUUCAAGAACUGUGCGAAAGGAAUAGAUGAGUCAAAGAGGGAUAAAAGAUUUGUGAAUGAUACACUUCGUUCAGAAUUCCACAAGAAGUUUAUGGAAAAGUACAUUAAGUAAUUAACAUUAAAUACUCUGUUCACUGGUUGCAGGAAACUUAAUUUUCUCUCCUGAGGACUACAAACUCUAUUUUCCUCUAUUUGUUGCCGUGGAUCUUGUGUCAACUAAACGUAAGGCAAUCAACAUCUUUGAAGUUUCUUUCAGUCCUGCUCUUAGGUAUCAAGAUAUCAAGAAAUAAUGGUACAUUUCUUCAUGAAGCACCUGAUUUCUACUUCAUUGCAUCCUGUUGCUUCACAGAUGACAUCUGUAUGUCUUGAAACUUCUGGCGAAUAUCUGAUUGUAUGUUAUGAGCAAUACCACGAGAUGUUAAAAAUAGAUUGCAAUUCUUUUGGUGUAGGGCAGGCUUUAAGGAUGUAACUUCCAUCUUUCAACCUAGUAAGUCAGGAAUAAAACAUUUCGUUAUUUGACUUUAUCCUGAUUUUAAAAAUAAAUUUUACUAUUAAAAUCAA
This is a messenger RNA of Rhincodon typus (whale shark), 1341 nucleotides long. It is a transcript of the gene cwc15, whose product is annotated as CWC15 spliceosome associated protein homolog. NCBI's taxonomy places the organism in Eukaryota, Metazoa, Chordata, Chondrichthyes, Orectolobiformes, Rhincodontidae. The coding region runs from base 203 to 892 and encodes 229 amino acids. The transcript is spliced from 8 exons. Gene Ontology annotation, biological process: mRNA cis splicing, via spliceosome. The record is from RefSeq and is a predicted model, not a curated record. Gene Ontology annotation, molecular function: RNA binding. Gene Ontology annotation, cellular component: catalytic step 2 spliceosome.